This is a messenger RNA of Sceloporus undulatus (fence lizard), 392 nucleotides long. Its product is annotated as WASH complex subunit 2-like. The transcript is spliced from 3 exons. NCBI's taxonomy places the organism in Eukaryota, Metazoa, Chordata, Lepidosauria, Squamata, Phrynosomatidae. The record is from RefSeq and is a predicted model, not a curated record. Bases 87 to 377 code for a protein of 96 amino acids.
CAAAUCACGUGACCUCACGGAGAAGAGUCAGGUGAUCGCGGGCCGUCGGGCCCUUCCUUUUCUUCCCCUUCCUUCCGAGCCUCGCAAUGUCUUCGGCCGCUUCGCUGUUGUCGGAGGCGGAGGCCCUGCUCUGGGAGCGAGCCUGGUCCCUUGAAGAGGUCCGCGCGGGGAGCCAGGGCUGGUCCUUGGCCGCCGACGCAGGGCUUUUACAUUUCCUGCAAGAAUUCUCCCAGCAAACAAUCUCUAGGACACAUGAAAUCAAGAAGCAACUGGACAGACUGAUCCAUGAAACAAAAAGUACAGAUUGUCGCUUGCACAAUGUUUUCAAUGGUUUUCUCAUGCUUUCAAAUACACAGUUCAUUGAAAAUACCGUAUGAUGUUAGGAGAACCCU